Molecule: messenger RNA, 9302 nt
Organism: Anolis carolinensis (green anole)
Lineage: Eukaryota; Metazoa; Chordata; Lepidosauria; Squamata; Anolidae
Gene: larp1
Product: La ribonucleoprotein 1, translational regulator
Exons: 20
Coding region: 354-3668 (1104 amino acids)
Biological process (GO): mRNA stabilization; positive regulation of translation
Cellular component (GO): cytoplasmic stress granule; cytosol
Molecular function (GO): RNA cap binding
Source: RefSeq, a predicted model, not a curated record
GAGCUGGCUGACGCGCGCGCGCUCUGGCCGGGCCAGUCGCGUGGUCUCCUUGCUUCUCCAUAUUGCUGCGGCGGCGGCAUUGGCAUUAGAGGAGAAAACCGAACCGGGGGAGCGGGAAGGGAGGGGAGGGGGGCGGCGAGCCGGGGGUUGGGUUUCAAAGGGAAGGAGGGGUGUGUGUGUGAGAGCAGGAAGAAGGCGGCUUUGGGUCUCCCGUUGCGCCCUUUAACCGAGAGAGAGAGGGGUGGGGGCUUGGAAGGAAAGAAAAGCUCUCGGGCGAGGCGGGCUUGCAAAGGAGGGAGGAAGCAAGAAGGGAGGAAGUGAGGAAGGGGGAGCGGGCCGGGUCCGGGGCGCAGAUGGCGACCCAGGUGGAGCCCCUCCCGCCGCCCAGCCCUCUGCUUCCUUCGGAGGAGCACGGCGUCCUCAAGAGGCCUCCGGGAGAGAAGGGCGAGCAGCGCCUCGUGCCCCGCGGAGAGAAAGAGGCCGACGGCGAGGAGGAGGGCGGCGGCAACGCCAAGGAAGGCGGCGGGCCCGACAGCUGCUGCCCCAAGGAAGGCGAGCCCCUUCCGCGCCGGAACGGGGCCCUCCUGAAGCCGCCCAGCAUCAAGCAGCAGAAGGAGGACAGCAACAACCAGGAGAAGGAGAACCUCCUGCAGCAGCGGAGCAGCAGCGACGCCACCUCCACCAGCAGCAGCAGCAGCAGCUCCAGCGGCGAGGAGGGCGGCGGCGGGCGCAAGGAGUUCAUCGAGGCCCCGCCGCCCAAGGUGAACCCCUGGACCAAGAACGCCCCCGCCGCGCUGGUCGCCCUCAACGGGCAGUCGCCUCCAGAGCAUUCAGCUCCAGCUAAGGUGGUGAAAGCAGCAAAUCCAAAGCAACGGAAGGGAAGCAAGGUUGGAGACUUUGGAGAUGCCACAAAUUGGCCAACACCAGGAGAAAUAGCUCACAAGAGUGUACAGCAGCUGCCACACAAAUCCCAGUCUCUCCGAAAACUUCCUAUUAAGAAAAACAUGAAGGAGCAGGAGAAGGGGGAAGGAAGUGAUGGGAAAGAAAACAUGAAAACACGGUCUGAUGAAUCGGGGGAAGAAAAAAAUGGAGAAGAUGACAACCAGAAAUCGGCUCAAAAGAAAAAGGGUAACAGACAUAAAUGGGUCCCUCUGCAGAUAGACAUGAAGUCUGAAGUGCCAAGAGAUAAAACUGCUUCACGCAACAACAGACAAAAUGAACAGCACCGGCAUCCUUCCAACAAUAGAAGUGAAUCAAAAGGUUGGCAUCUGGAUAACAAGCAUGAACGGGGGAGUUGGCCUGAUCACGAUGAAACUUCCAGCGUCAAGAGUGAGGGGGCAGCUGUGCGUGGUGCCUUCAGGGGCAGAGGCCGUGGCCGGGGACGAGGGAGAGGGAGAGGAAGAGGAGGUACUCGCUCUCACUUUGAUUAUCAUUAUAGUUACCGGAAAUUUGAUGGCUCAGAUGGUUCCCGUAGUCAGAAGUACACCAGUAAUAUCACGUAUUACUUUGACAAUAUCAGCAGCACUGAGUUGUACAGUGUUGACCAGGAGUUGCUCAAGGACUAUAUCAAACGACAGAUAGAAUACUACUUCAGUGUUGACAAUUUGGAACGAGACUUUUUUCUGAGGCGGAAAAUGGAUUCAGAAGGCUUUCUUCCCAUCACUCUUAUUGCCAGUUUCCAUCGAGUACAGGCCCUUACUACAGAUGUCGGCCUUAUAAUUAAGGCGCUCAAAGAUAGCAAAGUUGUAGAAAUUGUGGACCAGAAAAUAAGGAGAAAGGACGAACCAGAGAAAUGGCCUUUGCCUGGCCCUCCUAUGACAGACUAUGCACAAACAGAUUUCUCCCAGCUAAUCAACUGCCCAGAAUUUGUACCCAGGCAAAGCUUCCAGAAGGAAACAGAAUCUGCUCCUGGUUCUCCUCGCACUGUUAGUCCUGUGCCAACCAAGAAUGAAGAAGUUAGUAAUCUCAAGACAAUGCCCAAAGGGCUUUCUGCUAGCCUACCAGACUUGGACUCAGAAACUUGGAUUGAGGUGAAGAAGAGACCAAGGCCUUCUCCUGUCAGACCCAAGAAACUAGAAGAAUCUAAAACACCACUGAAACAGAAGGACCAGGAUGAACCUGAGGAGCUGGAUUUUCUGUUUGAUGAGGAGAUGGAACAGAUGGAUGGCCGUAAAAACACUUUCACUGAUUGGUCAGAUGAAGAUUCAGACUAUGAGAUUGAUGACAGAGAUGUGAACAAAAUUUUGAUUGUAACUCAAACCCCUCCUUACCUACGGCGGCACCCAGGAGGAGACAGAACGGGCAACCACACAUCUAGGGCAAAAAUGAGCUCAGAGUUGGCCAAGGUGAUCAAUGAUGGACUGUACUACUAUGAGCAGGACCUAUGGACUGAGCAGUUUGAGCCAGAGUAUUCUCAGAUAAAGCAAGAAGUAGAGAACUUCAAGAAGGUUAAUAUGAUCAGCAGAGAACAGUUUGACACACUGACUCCUGAGCCGCCAGUUGAUCCCAAUCAGGAAGUGCCACCUGGACCACCCAGGUUUCAGCAAGUUCCUACAGAUGCUCUGGCCAACAAACUCUUUGGUGUCCCUGAGCCUUCAACUAUUGCACGAUCGUUGCCAACAACUGUGCCAGAAUCCCCAAACUACCGAAAUGCCAGGACCCCCCGAACUCCUCGCACACCUCAGCUGAAAGACCCCACACAGACGCCUCGGUUUUAUCCAGUGGUUAAGGAAGGCAGGUUGAUAGAUGCCAAGACACCCCGAAAGAGGAAGACACGGCACAGUUCAAAUCCUCCCAUGGAAUGUCAUGUUGGUUGGGUGAUGGAUUCUCGGGAGCACAGGCCUCGAACUGCAUCCAUCAGUUCCAGCCCCUCAGAAGGCACCCCAGCUGUUGGCAGCUAUGGCUGCACUCCACAAUCAUUGCCUAAAUUCCAGCACCCUUCACAUGAACUUCUUAAGGAGAACGGCUUCACACAACAUGUCUACCACAAGUAUCGCCGGCGCUGCCUUAAUGAGCGGAAGCGACUGGGCAUUGGUCAGUCCCAGGAGAUGAAUACGCUCUUCAGGUUUUGGUCAUUUUUCCUUCGUGAUCAUUUUAACAAGAAAAUGUAUGAGGAGUUCAAACAGCUGGCUUUGGAAGAUGCAAAAGAAGGGUACAGGUACGGCCUGGAGUGCCUUUUCAGAUAUUAUAGCUAUGGACUGGAGAAGAAAUUCCGACCUGACAUAUUUAAGGAUUUCCAAGAAGAAACUAUAAAGGAUUAUGAAGCUGGGCAGCUUUAUGGGCUUGAAAAGUUUUGGGCCUUCUUGAAAUAUUCCAAAGCCAAAAAUUUGGACAUUGAUUGCAAACUGCAAGAAUACCUCGGCAAAUUCCGACGCCUGGAAGACUUCAGAGUAGAUAAUCUUGCCUGGUAUCGCCGUGAAGCUGAUCGGAAGCCCCCCAUUGGGGAAGAAAGUAGCCACAAGAGAUGUCCUGCAGCACCAGGAGUGGAGGGAAGGAAGCGGCACCCAUCUCAGUCUUCCAGCAAGCCAGUCAACCAGACCCCAUCCAACCAAGCCUCUCUCUCAUCCAGCCAAGUCGCCACCUCACCUGUGCAGGAGGAUGCCAAAAGCCUGAGCCAGCCACAUGCAGUUUCCACAACAGCUGUGGAAACUCAAACAGUGGGGAAGUAGACACACCAGAACUUGUAGUGGAAAGGGGGCAGGGGCGCAUAAGGGAGUUGGAAUGUGGGUGACCUAGACCAGGCUGCUUUGUGGGAGGUGGGGGACCACAGCACACAGAAUUACUCUUGUUGGCUGGAAAAACAAGAGAAUCCAAAUUGAAGGCAUCCUUUUCAUCGCUGUGAUGUUACAUCGAUUGGAGCUAGAGCCUCACAUUUUCAUGUCUUAGCGCCUUCCCGGGGUAGGAUUGGGAAGAGGGAGAUUUUUAUAAAUAUAUAUAUAUAUAUAUAUAUUAUAUUAUAUAUAUAUCAAGUUUUAAAUUAUUGAUAGAAGUUUGUUUGGAUAAACCAAAAUGAUUCUGCAUCAUGCAGCCAUGCAAUCCAGCUCCUCAUCCCACUGAACACUGAUCAACUAUGCAGCCCUCUUGGUAAGCUGGAGGGUGGGCUGAACAAAGUGGUUCCUUCUGGAAAUGGGCCAUCAGCUUUCCAGGCUCAAUAGGCACCUUCCAUUUUGGAUGUUACAAUGCACAAGGAGUCCCUCGACUGCCAUCGCAAGUAUCACUUCUGUAAUGGCUUCCUUCUGUGCUGCAGUGCUCACCCUUUCCAUCACAGACUUGGCUAUUGAAAGUCAACCAAAGGACCCUGGCUGAACAUUGGCCCACCUUUUCAUCGGGGUUGCCUAGUUCUUUUGCGUGAAGGGUAGAACAUAAACUUGCACAGUGUCUCCCCUCACAUAGGAAUGCUGAGACUUUCGCUAAAAAGAGCUUUCUCUUUCAAAACAAAACAAAAAAAAUCACAAAAACUUGUUUUAAAAAAAUCUUAUUUCUUCGCUUCCUUCCUUGAAAAUAAUAAGUUGCCUUAUUGUGGAGUUGGGAACUUGGAGACAUCCCUGACUUCUUGAGCAAAUUUGGAGAAUGGCAUCUGCUUGGGACUUGGGCAGGCUGUGAUGAGUCUCUUUUUCCCUGUUCAGUGUGAUUCCUGUCUGCAGUAGAUGGUGAUCUUACCUUUAACCCAGCUGUUUUCAAUACCAGCUGAUGCAUCGUUGACAUCUGUGCAUAUAUUGGUUCAAACUAUUGGAUGGUGGUAUCUCGAGCAGGGGGAUUGGGGCACUUCAGUCUUAAGACUUCUGCUUUUGUGUAGUUGAUGCUGAUGUAGAAAUGCAUCGACUAUACUAAGGUCCGUUCUGCUACAACAACUGCACUCCGGUCUCAUGCAGACUGCCAGGGGCACUGCCGUUUCCCUCCCUCCAACCUGGGCAAGCCAGGCGCUAGCCUGGUGAUCUCACGAGUUCCUCCCUUCCCCAGGCAGGCAGGCAGGCAGAUGUGCCAGAAAUUGGGUAAUGCACAGAGACGAUCCACAGUUCUGCAUCUUUGUUCUUAACAUAAGUGGUUGAAGAAUGUGUGUACAGAAAAAUCAGCUUUAAAGUAAAAAAUUGGGAAAAGGUGGGAAUUUUGUGUGUGGUAGUUUAAAAUCAGAGGCAGCUUGCUAAGUAUUACCUUUGCUAUGCAGGCUUUCCUUUCUGUAGCGUUUAAUUACUGGUAUGCUGGCCUGCCUUACUUCUCCGGGCUGACCAUGUGGCCAAGGAAGGCACGGCUGUUUUAGACUUUUUCCCUAGCCACAGGCACCUUGACUGUCCAGCAUCACGAAAUCAGCUUACUGAAUUGGACCUGUGUCUCCUCACCCUAUGUCAUAUAAAUUUUUGUACAAAGCAUCAUGCUUGACUUGGCUGCUUUUGGGUUAACUACUGGAACUUAGCCUGAGAUUAUCCACAGUGUGCACCCAUAUGGCUCUUAAUAUCCUAAAAGCAACUGGUACUGGCACUAUUAAGAGUGAAAGUCAGAAGACAGAAGCAUAUGUGUGCAGUCGACUUGUUUCUGAAAACCACCUUUGUUGUUUCCUACCUUUUGUUAUCUCCCUAGUGUACCUUUCCCUGUUCAUGGCAGAUUAUUCUGUAGAGAUUGCUUGGGCAUGAUGCUACCACAUGCUUGUCAUCUGACUUGAUAAAAGAGAUACAUGGUGAUGAAAAGGGCACAGAGCCAUUUAUGUAUUCCUAGAUAUCAUUUACUUGCUACAAAGAGUCUUCCUGUUGUUACCACCACCAGUCUGAGGCCUAGUCAUGCAUGGGGAAGACACUUCUGUGAAGGUGGUAGCUGAUUCACUUCCUGCAGUUCCUGAGCACUAAGAUAAACAUUAGAUGAUUAUCUAUUGGGGAGGUGUGGAAGAUGCUGCUAGAAAGGUUGAGCAGGCCUACCAUGUGCUGUUUGGGAUUGAAGGCCAUUGUUUUUUUCAGGAGCAGGGUGGUGGGUAGUACUAUACAUUUGGAAUGCAUGUGUGAGAUGUGUUGCAGAUAUCUUCAACGUGAUGCAAAAUGUGGCCCCAAGGCCUGUGAAGGUGACUAUAAUAUUUGAGGGAUUCAAGGGAUGUCAUGAUAGGACAGUUCACUGAUUUAGCACGCUAUAUGUGGUUUUGGUACUAUCAAUGUAGAUAUUGUAAGGGCACAGGGCUUACUGUCUAGGGCCUCUUUCAUCUAGCUAACAUUAUUACCUUUUAGCUGUGUCCAGCAUGCUAUUAAUGGGAGUUUGUUAUGGAGCACUCUUGGAUGACCAUGCAAUUAAAGCACUUGCGGUGGGUCUACGUAUACCUGAAUAGCAACAAACUGCUGAGUUUGUUUUAAUUUAAUUUUCGAUGCACCAGUUGUGCUCCUGUGUUGUGUCAAACCCUUGACCUGUCAUUGUUGCACCAUUAAAAGGCAUGUCUAAUGGAAAUGAACAUUCCACUACUUUCACCAGUGUGGCAUAGCAUAUUGUGAGGUUGCCACGCACAUUGUAACAGCAGAACCACAAUACCAUACAAUUGACAGCUGGAGCUUCCUACUGCUGGUUUAUGGUUUCUGUAGUCCAGUUUUCUAUUUGUAGGCAGAGAUCAGGUGGACUGGGACAGUUGAUCUAUUGUUUUAACACUUCAGAUAGAACGUAAGGCAAAGUAUGUGUGGAGGAAACUUUGCUCAUAAGAUGAAAGGCAGGAAAUGUUCGGUCUUUUAAAACAGAUUAACCCUGUGCGGUUUUGUUUAAACCUUUUCUCUUAAAAUGGAUGAUGCCCUAGAACUUCACCUAAUUCAUUAUUAAUAAUCCUGAAUUGUUGGACUGAUGGUAUGUUUCAAUUGAAGUAUUUGAAGACAUAUGCUGCUUGAAGGGAAGGAUAUGGAAUGUUACUGUGAUGGCAAAGAGCAUUCAAGCAAAAGUGAUUGGCACACAAUAUAGUCCCAGCAAAAAAUGGUACAUUUAUCAUUCUGUUUUCCCAGAUAGCUUAUGAAAUUGGACCACAAGGUCAUUCUAUUUUGUUUGAGAUGGGCUGAAGAUAAUAAUUACUAAAGGCAGCACCUGUUAGAGACUUGGGGAUCAGAGAAUUUCCUGUGCUGUGCUGUGGUGGUAUCAGUAGCAUGGGUUUGUAGGCAUGUUAUUUAUUAGCAUGGUUACCCUGUACCUUGGCUGCCUGAUGCUAGAUGGUCAUGGCAUUGAUCCUGUAGAGAUGGUAUUUGUUAUCUUACUUUCUGUAAAGGGAGCAGUCUUAUAACUGUUGCUCUCUGCAUGGCUAUUGGUGCAAUCACCCACCCCUUUCUAUGUAUAUACACAUGCAUCAGGUGGAAGAGGAGAUCAUUUGUGGCUUCACACAUUUUUGAGUAGAGAUGGAGAAAGCUUAGAGAGCCUGCAUCAUAGUGGAAACGCGGUUUGGUUUUUAUAAUGGACCAAGUUCCUAUGCUCUGGAAACUCGUAGUAGUUGGGACCUCCACUGCUAUGAUUUUCAGUUGCAUUGAGCUUAAGAGGCCACUUGCUGCUCCCUCAAAACUUCUGUUAAAAUCAGAGAUUCUGUGGUUUUCAUUGGGAACUCUGUGUUUCACUCUAUCAUUAGUAAACUUUUGUUUUAAAGAAGUGUCAUCCUGGGUUGUGGAUCCCCUUUCUCUUUAUGACCGGAUGAUAAUGAGGAAUUUGGAAUCUUGCUUAGGAUUGAAUGAAAGUAAGUGACCUUUAUUAUUCAUUGCUGGUGCUGUGUCUAUCCUGCCCCCUUUUACCCUUCUUGCCCUUCUCCUACCUUUACAGUUGGUUAGUACCUUCAAAGCUCAGAACCUGUCCAUCUUGCUUCCAAUUGCUUGGUUGACUAUACAAUUAACACGACACAGAAACCUCAAUACUUUUGGUGUGUGUUGGUAAUUUUUUUAAAUGGAAGGAUGGGAGUCAUUGUUAAUGCCUUGCUAAUUUUUCUUUUGGUUAAGCAAAAACAAUCAAAUAUUUGUAACAAAGCGAACUCCACCACACUAUUAUUUCUCUGUUUGGAUCUUCUUCUUAAAUGUGGAUUUGUCAAUAAUUUUUUAAAAAUCAGCUAGGUUUUUAGAAGGGGUUGGGUAGCUAAAUGCCUGUUAUUUUUAAAAUCAGUUUCAUAUAUGAGUGGUUUUAUUGGGGGUGGGAGGGAAAUUUCAUCUCAGCAACAGAGGUUUGGACAACAUUGUUUUUUUAAAGUUAUAAAGAUAACAUUUCUGUUAGUUUACAUGUUCACUUUCUGAAGACACUUGAAAAUAGGACCGAUGUAUCUGUGAUGAGGACACCGUAUGAUUGGAAGCAUGAAAAGGGCAUGGGUUUAACCAUUCCUUUGUGAUUUUAAACUUCGUUCUUCCAGGUCUGGCCUUCAGUUGACUUUUUAUUUCCUUGAUGGUAUUGGUUCUUGCAUCUAUUCAUCCUCCUUCCCAGAAUUGGUUGUUGCAUCUAUUCAUCCUUCCUGCUAUAAUAUGUAUCAUGGUACAACAGGGUGGCCUGGACAUAGGCAUCCUUUGGCUAGAGAAAUCAAUGCCGUCAGCAAAAGAUGUUGCCUAUUAAAGCCUUUCUGGUUUUAGUUGCAUUGUGAUAACAUGGUACAGGAAUGGCUGGUUCCUGCUCCUCCUCUCAUGGUUGACUUUCACCCUGCAGUAGUGCACUACCUUGUUGGUUGGGAUUCCCAGCCUUUAAAAACUGUGACCCAGAAGUCAACAUGGAGCUUUAAAAUGGCGAGGGUUGGAGUUUCAUUGGUGUGAAGUCUGUAUUAAGCUGCUAAAAACGUUGGAUGAGCAACAUGCAAGAGAUCCAGUGAUUGUUUUAUAUAGAUGUUUGAUAAUUUGGUCAUGUAGAAAAGAACAUCUAUUUGUUUUGGUAUGCUUGCUCUCCUUGAGCAAGUUUAUAUAUAUAUAUGUAUGUUUGUGCGUGUGUGCUCCAGCCUCACCCCUUUUGCUAAAACAAAAUCCCAGAAGUGUUUGUAAUCACUUUCAGCUGUAUUUAUUCUUGGGUAAUUUUAAACCAACUGUUACCAUGUAUCACCUGGGAGGAAAAGAUCUUGUUAAUAUGACCCACCAUACACAAUCCCAUCUCUUGUUAAUAGUAUGUAAUUCUUAACCCAUGUGCUAGGAUCAUUACCACAUUGGGGAAGGGGGGAAGAAAGAAGAAAAAUGUAAAAUACUUGAAUGAGAGCCUGUAUUAUAAAACAGUAAUAUUAUUCAGAAUAUCUGCUUUCUAGGCUGAUGUGACUCAUUAUUCUAGUAGUGCUUUAGUCCUUUGUAAUUUGUGGUAAUUAUGCUUUUUCCUUUUUAAUACAAAAAUGUAUAAAAAUAAAAACCUCAAAAGAC